GUUGCUGGAGGGUAUGUGGCGCACGACCAGGCGGCGUCGUUGCGGCACCAGCCGGAUUUGGUGGUGGCCACACCUGGCCGGCUGCUGGACCAUUUGAUGAACUCCCAGUCCGUUCACAUGGAGCUGCUGGAGAUCGUGAUCUUCGACGAAGCGGAUAGGCUGCUGGAGAUGGGCUUCCGGCAAGAGUGCCUGGAGGUUCUCAAGCGCUGCUCACAGGGUCGACAGACGAUGCUAUUCUCCGCCACCAUGAACGCUUCGGUGGAGGAUCUCGCGGGUUUGGCGCUGAUCAAGCCGGAACGAGUCCAUGCGAGCCCCGUGAACGCCGUGGCGCAGACGCUGGAGCAGGAGUUUGUGAAGGCGCCCAGCGCGGAGCUGAGAGAGGCAGCCCUCUUGAGCCUGGUGUCGCGGAACUACGACUCCAAGGUCAUCGUCUUCUGCUCCACGAAGCAGGUCGCCCAUCGCCUGGCCAUCAUCUUCGGCCUGUGCCGCCUCAAGUUCGCGGAGAUCCAUGGGGAGCUCUCGCAGGGCGAGCGCGCUGCUUCUUUGCAGAGCUUCCAGAGCAACAAGGCAGACUUCCUGAUUGCCACAGACAUUGCAUCUCGCGGCUUGGAUCUGCCGAACACGAAGACCGUGAUCAACUUCCAGUUGCCGGCGGAUGUGGGUGGCCUCAUGUGUCAAGGCCUCUGCAAGGAGGUGUGGUCCCCCUUCGCGCACGACCUGGCGCGCCUGCUGGGCGCCAAGCUGCAGCCCGUGGCCACUCCACGCCCGGAGGUGCUGAGUUGGCGAGUGGCGUCCUUGCAGCUGCUGGCCCUGGACAUCUUGGGCCACGGCGCGGCACGCGCCCAGGCUUUGGCCCCGGCCCAGGUGGACUGGCUUGAGUUCUCGCAUCAGCUGGAGGAAGUGCUGAAGGAAUGCGUACCAGAAGCGCCGCAGGCGCCUGAGAUCAUCGGUGUAGGCCACUCCCUGGGCGGCGGCACCUUGCUGCUGUCUCAGGCCCUGGGCCAGCAGCGCUUCUCGCGGCUCUGCGUCUUCGAGCCCAUGUACCUCUUCGUGGAGGAGCGGAUCAGCCGCAUGGCAAACGUCCCGCUGAUGUCUGCUGAGAGGCCGCCGCCCCUGGUGCCGAUGACGCUGAAACGCCGCAGCGUUUGGCCCAGCCGCCAGGAGGCAGAAGAAGACCUGUCCAAGAAGACAUUCUACGCGGCCUGGGACUCGCGCGCGCGGCAAGCGUACUUUGACGGCGGACUCAUAGGCAAUCAGCCGGUGGAGCUGGCUUGCCCGCCGCGGAGGGAGGCGGCCGUCUUCUCCUCCGGCGUCCCAGUGGCGUUGCUGGAGGCCCUGCGCCGGCCCAAGGGCCUCAACGGCUGCGCACUGCACGUGGCGCUGGGCAGCCGGGACACCAUGUGGAGCGCGCCGGUGGCGCAGGAGAUCUUCGGGGCCUUGCGGCCAGCUCCACGGAUCGCAGCCCGCAAAGGGUGA
This is a messenger RNA of Effrenium voratum, 1476 nucleotides long. The record is from the annotation of a GenBank genome assembly. NCBI's taxonomy places the organism in Eukaryota, Dinophyceae, Suessiales, Symbiodiniaceae.